Messenger RNA from Lathyrus sativus (Indian pea), 318 nucleotides. NCBI's taxonomy places the organism in Eukaryota, Viridiplantae, Streptophyta, Magnoliopsida, Fabales, Fabaceae. The record is from the annotation of a GenBank genome assembly.
AUGAAAAGAAAGGACAUAGAUGAAACCAAACAAGAUAUUUUCCAUUGGUUUUCUUUUCCUUCUCUAUCAAUUGGAUCAGAAAAUGAGCUAAUGAUGGAAAGUUUUUCUGAUGCAUUCAUAUCACCAGAAACUUCUGAAUCAAACUUUUUUGGUUUGUCAGAAUACCAUUUUGGGUAUAAUGCACAAACUUCAGAAUCUGAUAUAAAUGAGACAGUUUCAGCCACAACUUCAGAUACCAAUUCAACAAUACUUGAUUUGGAUAUCUUGCUACAUAGAGGGAAUUUUGACACUGGUUUCCCUUUCAACACACCUGAAUAA